Molecule: messenger RNA, 911 nt
Organism: Laetiporus sulphureus 93-53
Lineage: Eukaryota; Fungi; Basidiomycota; Agaricomycetes; Polyporales; Laetiporaceae
Product: spindle assembly checkpoint protein
Exons: 5
Coding region: 115-744 (209 amino acids)
Biological process (GO): mitotic spindle assembly checkpoint signaling
Cellular component (GO): cytoplasm; kinetochore; nucleoplasm
Source: RefSeq, a predicted model, not a curated record
GCGUCUUGCACGUGACGAACGCGCUCCCUAAAAAAGGCUAGCGCGACGCGCGUGAACGCGAACCACCCAAGGGCUUCAGCAACCGACGGAACCAAAACACAACCUGCAUCAAGGAUGCUCUCCACUAAGCAAGUGCCCACCCGCCAGGCCAUUACACUCAAGGGUUCGACCAAUCUUGUCACUGAGUUCUUCAAAUACGCCGCGAACACUAUAUUGUUCCAGCGUGGAGUGUAUCCUGCCGAUGACUUCCAUAUGGUGAAAAAAUAUGGUCAGACUGUGCUUGUGACGCAAGAUCUUGCGCUAGAGAAUUAUCUUGACAAAAUUCUUAAACAAGUUAACAAAUGGCUCCUUACUGGCUCCGUGACACAACUCGUGCUCGCCAUCAUUGCCAAAGACUCCAGGACCACGCUGGAACGCUGGGUGUUUGAUAUCAAUGUAGUGGAACAACCAUCAAACGCGAUUGGACCUGCUCCUGCCAAACCUGAAUCAGAAAUCCAGGCCGAAAUCCGCAAUAUUCUAAAGCAGAUCGUCUCCACUGUCACAUUUCUGCCUGUCAUCGACGAACCGACCGUUUUCAACAUCCUUGCAUACACGCACGAGUCAGCAGACGUCCCCGCAGACGAGUGGGUGGACACGGAUCCUCUGGCUAUUGAAGCGAGCAAGAGCCAGCAGGUAAAGCUAAGAAGUUUCAACACGGACGUGCAUCGGAUCGAGGCGAUGGUGGCCUAUCGAUAUGAAGGGUGAGGCGGUGGGCUGCAUGCGAUUAUCUGACAAGACCGGUCAGUGAUAUGCUAUUUCUGGAUUGACUCCUGUAUGAGUGUAUUAUUAGUUGGACCUGCUCUUGCAGUAUAUGGGUCAUGAUAAGCUCGGUAUCGAAGGAAGUGGCGGGUGAGGUAGUGCCUCCCCAUCCC